Molecule: messenger RNA, 519 nt
Organism: Seminavis robusta
Lineage: Eukaryota; Bacillariophyta; Bacillariophyceae; Naviculales; Naviculaceae
Source: the annotation of a GenBank genome assembly
AUGGUCAGCAACGAGGCAUACCGUUCCCCAUCCGACGACAAGGUUGGUUACAGUGAAAUGAAGAGGCUCACCUGUCGCAUCAAUGAAGCUCUUUUCAAUGACAAUGAUGAUGCCCUUUCCAACCACAUCUUCAUCCAUCACGACCCAUUUUCCCAGAGCGAGUUGGAUGAGGUCAUGACCUUCAUCAGCGGCCAUGCCAUUGUCACCUCUGUCAAGCACACCAUGGACGCCAUUGAAGCCACCACUGAAGACGGUCGCAAGGUCAACAUCACUCUCUUUUUUGGUGGAAUUUGCUUCAACAGAAAGAUCAUGGAAGCCAAGAAGAAGCAGCAAGCUCCUCGAGAGUCCAUCAAGUCAACCGACUCUACCUUCAAAGCCUUUGAAGACAUCACUGGCCAAGGAUUGACACAAGUCGUUGGUAUGUUCGCUCCUGCCGAUGCUCCUGCCGAUGCUCCUGCCGAUGCUCCUGCCGCCGCCGCGAACGGAAACUUGGAUGCUCUUUUGGAAGACGAUGAGUAA